CAUACGCGAACGCAGUAGAGCAGAGAGAGAGAGAAAGAGAGAGGAGAGGAACGUUGAUCGGCUCUCUCGCUGCUUUGAAGUGUCAACACUAGCAAGCGAGUAUGGGAUCGAUAGCAAAAAAGGGUUUGCAAAAUUACUUGUUUCAGCUUCAGCAUCAUCCCCUCAGAACCAAGGCGAUUACAGCGGGAGUGUUGUCGGCGAUCAGUGAUAUAGUGGCUCAGAAGCUCUCUGGCAUACAGAAACUUCAGCUCAGACGCCUUCUUCUCAAAGUGGUUUUUGGAUUUGCAUAUCUUGGACCAUUUGGGCAUUAUCUUCAUGUAUUGCUGGAUAAACUUUUCAAGGGGAAGAAGGAUACACAAACAGUAGCUAAGAAGGUGGUGCUGGAACAAUUGACAUCUUCCCCUUGGAACAACUUGCUUUUCAUGCUUUACUAUGGGUUGGUUGUUGAGGCAAGGCCAUGGAUCCACGUGAAGUCUAAAGUCAAAAAGGAGUAUCCAACAGUGCAGUAUACAGCGUGGACGUUCUGGCCGGUAGUGGGAUGGGUAAACCACCAGUACAUACCUCUGCAAUUCCGUGUCAUCUUCCACAGCGUGAUUGCAUGUUGCUGGGGAAUAUUUUUGAAUCUACGAGCAGCUAGGUCUGUGACACUACCCAAAGGUGAUUGAAGGGUGGACUAUUGCUCACAGUUAUGUAAUGAGCCAAUUCUAUGUAACUCAGCUUCUGGUUAAGAAGUGUCAUCUUCUUUUAGAUUUAUUAGUAGCAUGUAAACCAGAAGAGAAGAAUAGUUGCUUCUCUGAGAUUUGUUGUCUCUCUGUUUCCCUUUUCAUUUAUGUUGAAUUUACAAAGAUAAUAAGCUAUGCGGCUUUCUGUUAAAUUAUUUAUUUCAACUCAAGGUUUGCUCA
Camellia sinensis is the source of this 902-nucleotide messenger RNA. RefSeq names its product peroxisomal membrane protein PMP22. Lineage: Eukaryota; Viridiplantae; Streptophyta; Magnoliopsida; Ericales; Theaceae. Gene Ontology annotation, cellular component: cytoplasm; membrane. The record is from RefSeq and is a predicted model, not a curated record.